Symbiodinium sp. CCMP2456 is the source of this 828-nucleotide messenger RNA. Lineage: Eukaryota; Dinophyceae; Suessiales; Symbiodiniaceae. The record is from the annotation of a GenBank genome assembly.
AUGAAGGAACCGGCGGACUCGGACUUCCUUAUUACGGGCGUCAAGGCCGCCAAGGAGUUCCACACUAGCCAUGCGGCAUCUACGGGCGGCUUCCUGACCUCCACUCCAAGUGGCUUCGCUUGUCCGGCGCUUCGACUGAUGCGCAGUUACGAUCAAUUUGAUGCCAGUGCCUUUGCUACAAGGGAGCACUUGGCCACGGCGACAUUCACGGAAUGGGUGUCCACCCGCCACAAGGAGCCGGCGUCGUUGUGGAAACACGAGCGACUUUAUCAAGAAAAACCACGGCAUCUUCGAGGAAAAGGUCGCGAGACGGACGGUGGCGACGAUAGCGACUCGGAGGAGCAGGGCAAAGGUGACAAGGAGAAGAAGAAAAAAGAACAAGGACUUUGCAGAGAAGGAAUCAAAGCGCCUCGACGGGAAAGGGUACCAGUGGCCCGAAGUGAAGCACCCCGGUGGGCCCGGCCGAAGGGGCGAACGCCCCGGGACCACCAUGACUACUUCGUUUUCUGCAAACGAAUUCACUCUGGGACAGACUGCAGUCCAUCGGGGAUAGUGGGCGAAGCUAUCCUCUCUCCUUUUGAACGACUGCAACGGCGAGUCGAUGCUUCGGCCCGGACUUUGAAGCACAUCGCCGCAGUACAGCAAUGGAUCAUGGACGAUCUUCAUCGGCGGGUAGCCCUCUAUGGCAAGUGCCCCGAGGAAAUCAGCGAGGACACCGUCUUGGGCGACCUUGGGCGACGCUACGACUUGUACAACCAGGAAGCCAAGCACCUGGUCGGCAUCGACUUGACCAAAAUCAAACCUUACCAGAAGCAGCACCGGCAAAAA